This is a messenger RNA of Syngnathus typhle (broad-nosed pipefish), 2339 nucleotides long. RefSeq names its product potassium voltage-gated channel, shaker-related subfamily, member 7 (gene kcna7). The coding region runs from base 393 to 1931 and encodes 512 amino acids. Gene Ontology annotation, molecular function: protein binding; delayed rectifier potassium channel activity. NCBI's taxonomy places the organism in Eukaryota, Metazoa, Chordata, Actinopteri, Syngnathiformes, Syngnathidae. The transcript is spliced from 3 exons. The record is from RefSeq and is a predicted model, not a curated record. Gene Ontology annotation, cellular component: membrane; voltage-gated potassium channel complex. Gene Ontology annotation, biological process: potassium ion transmembrane transport; protein homooligomerization.
UACAGCAUUUCCUGACAAGCGCGGGGGGAGAGAAAGUGAGCGGGCGAGUUAGGGCGUCCCCGUCAAGUGGCCCACACAUACGCCGAACGAUCGUGGCUUAACACCAGGCACCUCCAACCUCGCGCCAUCAUAUUCACCAAAGGACUACAAAGAGGAGCAGAGUGGACACCAUCAGCAUAUUUGAGGGGAUGCUGGACCCCCCGAAGACGGACGGGGGAGCCUGAGCAGACGGCGACGCUCAUGGGGGCGACGCUCGCUGAUUGAAUCCACAGGAAUCACCAAGUGGCCUGGUGACAAAAAUGAGUCUGACAUGCGACACCCCUGUCUUGGAGGAUCAAAUAGUUGGAUUUUGAGUCUUUCAAAGUACUCUUGUCAUGGUUCAAGGUUGAGACAUGGCGAGCCCAGAAAAAGACGACAAAAGCAAAGACAGCCCUUCCUCUGAGGGCGAGGACAAGCGGGUCAAAGAUGAGCACAACCAGCAGGAGAAGGCGAGCGGAAAGGCAGUGGUGGUGUCCCCUGGUGGUGAAACCAAGCGGGACAAGCGGCGUCCAGCGUGCAGGAGCGGCUGGGGCCUAACUGAGCGUUUGGCCAUCAACGUGUCGGGCAUGCGUUACGAGACCCAGCUGCGCACUGUGGCCCAGUUCCCCAAGUCCCUACUGGGUGACCCCCGUAAGCGGCUGCGCUACUUUGACCCUGUGCGAAACGAGCUCUUCCUCGACCGCAGUCGGGUGUGCUUUGAGGCCAUACUGUACUUUUACCAGUCGGGCGGCAGACUGCGGCGGCCGGCCAACGUGCCACUGGACGUGUUCCUCGAGGAGCUGCGCUUCUACCAGCUGGGCGAAGACAUCCUGGACCGUUUUAAGGAGGAUGAGGGCUUCCCCAAGGAGGAGGAGCGAGCUCUGCCCAGCGGGGAUCUGCGCCGCCGCCUUUGGAUGCUCUUCGAGUACCCCGAGUCAUCCAGCGCGGCCCGCAUCAUCGCCAUUGUUAGCGUCCUGGUCAUCAUCAUCUCCAUCCUCAUCUUCUGCCUGGAAACGCUGCCUGAGUUCAAGAACGAGAAAGAGCAGAGGGAGAGGUUCAGCAGCGUUCUUCACACGGCCGUCGGCAACGAGACGCUCUCCACCUCGGCGGUCUUCACCCCCUUCCAGGACCCCUUCUUCAUCGUGGAGACCAUCUGCAUCUGCUGGUUCUCUUUCGAGCUGGUUAUGCGCUUCAGCUGCUCACCCAGCAAGAUGCACUUCUUCAAGGACGUCAUGAACACCAUCGACUUCUUCGCUAUCAUUCCCUACUUUGUCACGCUGGGCACGGAGCUGGCCAGGGACAAGGGGGCACAGCCCUCGGUGUCACUAGCCCUCAUCCGGGUUAUCCGGCUUGUGAGGGUCUUCAGGAUCUUCAAGUUGUCUCGACACUCCAAAGGUCUUCAGAUCCUGGGGCAGACGCUGAAGGCCAGCCUGCGAGAACUGGCCCUGCUCAUCUUCUUCCUCUUCAUCGGCGUCAUCAUCUUCUCUAGCGCCGUCUAUUUUGCCGAGGUGGACCGCCCGGACACGGCAUUCACCAGUAUCCCCGAGGCUUUCUGGUGGGCCGUGGUGUCCAUGACGACGGUGGGCUACGGCGACAUGUACCCAGAGACAGUGGGCGGUAAGCUGGUGGGCUCCAUGUGCGCCAUCGCUGGCGUACUCACCAUUUCCCUGCCUGUGCCCGUCAUCGUGUCCAACUUCAGCUAUUUCUAUCACCGCGAAAUGGAGCGGGACGACACCACUGAGUACCAACACGUGUCCACCUCUCUCUGGGAGGGCGACGACGACGACGAGAUGGACGAGGCGCCUGAGGACACACGGGAGAGUGUACCACUUUACGGAAGGAACAGUAAAUCUGAUGGAGAUGUUGGCGGGGCGAACAUUCUUUUCAGAGAACCUCUGGUCACGCAGGUGUGAAGGAACCACAGAAGCAGCAAUAGCAGCAGGAUGGAAAAUCAAAGGGCGACACGGAUAGUGGGCACCUGCAAACAACCACAUAAAGACUGACAUAUUUUACAAUUUUUAAGUUUGCAACAAAUUUAUGCUGUUUGAAAUAGUCAUUGCAGUCAAGUGACAUUCUUGGGCUAGCUGCAUGUGUGGCACGUGCUAUUCAGCAAAAUUCAACCCAAAUAAAUGUAGGCCCUGGCUAAAGCUAUAUGAACAUUAGAAUCUGUUAAAAUUCUCAUCUGCUCAAAGGUAAAAUCUGUUGGCCGGCCACCCUGUCUAGCUAGCACCACAAAACUAAUUGCCGCCAUUUAAAUGAACAAACAAACAAGUGCAAACGAUUGCAUAAUCUUCAGUGUCAAUAAAUAUCUUUGGCUCAAA